Molecule: messenger RNA, 1565 nt
Organism: Salvia hispanica
Lineage: Eukaryota; Viridiplantae; Streptophyta; Magnoliopsida; Lamiales; Lamiaceae
Gene: GAE1
Product: UDP-D-glucuronate 4-epimerase 1
Source: RefSeq, a predicted model, not a curated record
CCCCCAUUUUCCCUCUUGUUUCCUUAGCAGAUGCCCUCCAAUUCCAUCUGCAAUCUCAAUCUCCAUCUCAAUCUCCUAUCCCUAAUUUAAUUGAAGAAGAUGCCAUCGUUGGAAGACGGAGAAAUGUUCCUGCCGUCGACGCCGGGGAAAUUCAAGGACAAAUCCAUCACGAUGCACCGCCAAUUCUACCGCUGCUUCGCCUCCACGAGCACCAUGUUCCUGUGGGCCCUCUUCCUGGUGGCGCUCACGGCCGCCUAUUUAAGCUUCCAGUCCUUCGUCGACUCCGGCAGCCGCUACUUCUCCACCGCCUGGGGCGGCAUCCAGUGGGAGAAGCAGGUCCGCGCCUCCGCCGAGAUCCGCCGCCACAACGGCGUCUCCGUCCUCGUCACCGGCGCCGCUGGAUUCGUCGGCAGCCACGUCUCCCUCGCUCUGAAGAAGCGCGGCGACGGCGUCGUCGGAUUGGACAACUUCAACAGCUACUACGACCCCUCGCUGAAGCGCGAUCGGAGAAAUCUCCUCAAUUCGCAAAACAUCUUCGUCGUGGAGGGCGACAUCAACGACGCGCGGAUGCUAGCGAAGCUCUUCGAGAUCGUGGCGUUCACGCACGUGAUGCAUCUGGCCGCGCAGGCCGGGGUGAGAUACGCGAUGGAGAAUCCGCAGUCGUAUGUGCACAGCAACAUCGCGGGCCUCGUAACCCUUCUAGAAGCCUGCAAAACCGCCGACCCGCAGCCCGCAGUAAUCUGGGCCAGCUCCAGCUCCGUAUACGGCCUAAACGAAAAAGCCCCAUUUUCCGAAUCGGAUCGGACUGACCGACCCGCUUCGCUCUACGCCGCUACCAAAAAGGCCGGUGAGGAAAUCACCCACACCUACAAUCACAUCUACGGGCUCUCCAUAACCGGGCUCAGAUUCUUCACUGUCUACGGGCCCUGGGGCCGGCCCGACAUGGCGUAUUUCUCCUUCACCCGUAACAUUUUACAGGGGAAGCCGAUCACGAUCUACAAGGGGAAGAAUCACGUGGAUCUAGCCCGUGAUUUCACCUACAUUGAUGACAUCGUGAAGGGCUGCAUCGGGUCGCUUGAUUCGGCCAAAAAGAGCACGGGCUCGGGGGGGAAGAAACGGGCCCCCGCGCAGUACCGGAUCUUCAAUUUGGGGAAUACUUCGCCGGUGACGGUGCCGAUGAUGGUGGGGAUUUUGGAGAAGCAAUUGAAGGUGAAGGCGAAGAAGCACAUGGUCGAGAUGCCAGGAAACGGCGACGUUCCGUUCACGCACGCGAACAUCAGCUCGGCCCGGAAGGAAUUCGGGUACAAGCCCACGACCGACUUGCAAACCGGGUUGCGGAAGUUCGUUAGAUGGUAUUUAUCAUAUUACGGCUACGAUCAUGGCAAAUCUGUAAAGUAAAUUUCAUUCAAUUGGUUAGGAUUCAAUUUUUUAUUUUUUAAGUGAAAAAAGAAAAAGAAAUGGAUACUUUUCUUUUCUUGGAGGUGAAUAGUGGAAAAGAUGCACUUAUCAUCUUCGAAUUUUUUUAACUUUUUUCCUUGUUCUUGAAUGAAAACUCGUUUCUCCAA